Messenger RNA from Pogoniulus pusillus (Red-fronted tinkerbird), 4741 nucleotides. RefSeq names its product transmembrane protein 180-like. NCBI's taxonomy places the organism in Eukaryota, Metazoa, Chordata, Aves, Piciformes, Lybiidae. Bases 1016 to 2416 code for a protein of 466 amino acids. The record is from RefSeq and is a predicted model, not a curated record. The transcript is spliced from 6 exons.
GAUGUAAGGAUUAAUAAAGCCUCAACUAAAAGCAGAUACUUGGGGAAAAUAUAUUUGGCUUAUAGAAUCGAGCUGACAGGACUAUCUCUAGGUAGCCACUACUGUGCUUUAGAAGGCAGAAGUGUCAUGAUACUAGCUAUUUUGUGGACUAAUUUAUACCAGACAUGCUUAAUUUAAUUGCUAGAUAGAUGGGAAAAGUCAGCAUCUUAAAAUUGUUGGCUGUUUGGUAUAUUAAAUGUCUCUAUGUUCUUCGGCUACAUCUCUCUUACUUGGGCAUAGUUAAGAUGCUGUACAUGUGUAACUUGAUAGAUUUUACUCACAGUCUUCUAUACAAUUAAAAUGUGUAAAGUAUGAAAAGGCAUUUUGAUUGUUCUGUGCCUUCUACUCAUUAAUUUAUUAGGUGAAAGUAUUACUUCCAUGGCUUAGUGACAAUGAACAUUGAAAACAGAAGGAGAAAACUUGGUACUUGUUUGAAAGAAAUAUUAAUCUAAAUGCAUACUGCAUUUGACAUUCAUAGCCACAGAAUAUGUAAGGAUAUGAAUUGAGUCACUUAAUUCCUACACAGUCCAUAAUUUUAAAACUAUGUAGCUACUAAGAAAAAUGUCAGAUGCAUGCAAUUACUUAGAACUCUGCACCAAGACUAAUAUUUGUAGUAGCAGAUUUUUACAUUGAGUCUGUGCACCAGUUAAGAAGAUUUCCUCUCAUAUUAAGAGAUUCCUCUAAUAUUUUUUUCUACAUAUUCCAUAGAAUUUUAAGCAGUGCUUAUAUUUAGUAUUGGCACUGACUUCUUAAUGUUUUGCAUCUAUUCAGUUUUGUGCUCAGUAUUGAAUGACUCAGUAAAAUCCAUCUCUCUUCUCUUUACAAAUAGAAGUAAGAAUGAGGAUAUCUUCCUUCAAGAAUCAAUUUCUGCACCUUUGAGACAAUCCCAUCUCUUUUUAAUUUGGAACGUUAUUCUGCCAACUGUUGCCAUUCUCUUUUGUUAACUUGCAGAAGUGGAGAGUUGUUCUUGUGGAAGAUGAAGUUUGUUUGGGGAAUUCAUCCUAAUGCUCUGGCAUAUUCCAUGACUACGUUAGGUGCUGGGAUGCUGAACAGUAUCUUUAAUUUCUACUACGUUAAGCUUUUCCUGAACCGAUACAAAAUUUCAGAGGCAGCAUUUCAUCAAGCACAGGUUGUGUUUCUGAUAUGGAAUGCCAUUAAUGAUCCUCUCUUUGGGUACAUUCAGGAUAACUCCAAGUUCACGUGCUGCUCGAGACGCCAAGUUUCAAUUUUAUAUGGAGCUCCACUAUAUGCUUUAGCCUUUUUGCUGCCUUGGUUUCCUUGGAAACGUUAUGAAGAAGGUGAGUGGCUAAGUGGCCUUCACCUCAUUGUUGCCCUGUGUGCCUUUGACGGUUUGCUUACUUUUGUGCUUCUAGCGCAGUGUGCGCUCUUUGCAGAGAUCUCAACAAGGCAUGAAAGCAGACUUCAACUCAUUAGAUAUAACCAAGUAGCAACGUUAAUUGGAUCAACAAGCAUUCUCUUUUGUGGCCUCGUAUCAGAGAACAUGGAAAAUUUUGCCUGUUUUCAGGCUUUUACUGUUUUGAUCGCAGCGUUAGCAACAGCCUGUAUGUGUUACACAGGCAAAUACAGUACAAGUCAAUACGAGCAGAGAGGGAUUUGUACAGACAAGAGUCAUCUGGAAAAUGGUGAUGGAGCUCUUUCCUGGUCCUCAGUAAUUUCAUUGACCAAACAGAUUUUGACAGAGAAAAACUUCCUGUUUUUUGUAACUAUGAACUUCUUCCAAGUCUUCCACUUAGCCUUCUGCAACAAUUUUAUGAUGAUCUUUGCGGAUAAUCUUAUUCCUAAGGAUGUCCUUUCCUCCUCCAUAAGAAGUAUCAUGUAUGGGGCGAGCUUUAUCUGUCCUCAGUGCCUUGUUCUUCUCAGUCAUGCUUCACUGAAGAAGUUGGGUUAUUACAGAAUCAUCUUGUUUUCCUUUUACUUUGAAGGAGUAGCUGCUGCUGUUAUGUUUGUUCUAGGGCCAGAACACUAUUAUCUGUUGGCAUUUUAUCUCACAACAAACAUGGUAAUCGUCCAAGCUUCAUUUAGUUUGUUCAAUUUGCCUUUGGCAGACAUUGUGGAUGCAGAUGUAAUAAAGCACCAGCGGAGAUCACCCCUUUCCUCCAUGGUUUUUGGUACCAAUGCCUUAUUUACCAAGCCUGCCCAAUCUUUGGCUCCAAUGCUUGUGGUUACAAUUCUAAAUCAAUUUGGAUACGAGAACCUGAAUAAUAAAGUUGCUCAACCUGAUUCAAGUUUGUUUUCAGGUCUUCAUGAUGCCAUGUUCUAUUUGGUCUGCCUGGUUCCACUUUGCGUUGCAGUCAUACAGAUCCUGGCCUGGACUCCCUUUUCAAUCCAGAACAGCCAUCUGACAGCUGUGCACUAACUACCUAACAGCUGGCCAGCAAAUCUGCUGAACUGUACCACAGAAGAGUUACUGUAUUGCCAUGUGAAAAGUCAAAACUGCAUUAACUGGACAUUAAAUCAAGCACAGUCUGAGCCAUUCGAAACGAAGUUGCAUUCUUCAGUCUCUAUAGACUGUAACACAGAUCAUAUUCAGCCUUUAUGCUGAGCCUACACAGACUUCAGUUGUUUGCCUUGAAUGGGCUUCAUUCUUAAUUACUAAAUAAAGUCAUUUCUAGUAUAUACUGAUCACUGUUAACUCUUCUGAAGAAUGGAUAUGGCAGAUGGCAUGGAGGAAUCCCAACCCAGCACCUGGAAUGCAAAGGAACUGUACUUUCUUAAGCUUGCUGAGAGACGGUGGAUUAACUGUGCCAUUCUGAUGGCAGAUCUCUGAAGUCAAUUUUGAAGAGCCCGGUGGACAUCCCUCAUGGAUGGCAGGGAGAUGGAGUGAAAAAUUUAGUUGGUGUCUAGCUGAACAAUAUCAAGACAAACCUGACAGCUACCACAGGAAGAGCCAGGAGUAAUUAACUAAUCUCUAGAAGUCAGUGUAAGGCUAAAGAAGAAUAUUUCAGAACUGUUCCAAAUAAAGUGUUGCUGGAUAUGGACAAAAGCCACAUGUGUCCUCACAGGCUUCCCAGUGUCUCUCCUUGGUGGUAGGUAGGUGCAGUUUUUGGCAUUAAAAGGGAAAAAUAUUUCAAAAGUACCACAUUGUACUAAGUGGCUAAGUGCAGGGUUCUGCACUUUGGCCACAACAACCCCAAGCAGCAAUACAGGCUGGGGACAGAGUGGCUGGAGGGCAGCCAGGAAGAAAGGGACCUGGGGUGCUGGUAGAGAGCAGCUGGAGAUGAGCCAGCAGUGUGCCCAGGUGGCCAGGAGAGCCAGUGGCAUCCUGGCUUGGAUCAUGAACAGUGUGGCCAGUAGGAUAUGGGAGGUUAUUCUUCCCCUCUACUCAGCACUGGUCAGGCCACACCUUGAGUGCUGUGUCCAGUUCUGGGCUCCUCAAUUUAAGAGAGAUGCUGAUAUACUGCAACCUGUCCAGAGAAGGGCAACAAAGUUGAUGAGGGGCCUGGAACACAAACCCUAUGAGGAGAGGCUGAGGGAGCUGGGGGUGUGCAGCCUGCAGAAGAGGAGGCUUCAUUGCUGUCUAUAAUUACCUGAAAGGAGGUUGUAGCCAGGUGGGGAUCAGAUUCUUCUUCCAGGCAACCAGGAACAGAACAAGGGGAUAUAGUCCGAAGACGUACCAGGGGAGGUCUAAGUUGGAUGUCAGGAGGAAGUUGUUGGCAGAGAGAGUGAUUGGCAUUGGAAUGAGCUGCCCAGGGAGGUGGUGGAGUCACCAUCCCUGGAGGUGCUCAAGAAAAGACUGGAUGGGAUACUUAGUGCCAUGAUCUAGUUGAUAGGUUGGACUGGAUAGUCUUGGAAGUCUCUUCCAAUCUGUUUGAUUCUGUGAUUGUUAGUGCUUCAUACAUUGUGAUAAGAGAAGUGUUCAGUUACUUGGACAAUCCUAAGCACACACCAUUAAAUCAAACUCUUGCCUUGUUUAGUAGGGUUGCAUUGGUGAACUCAUUUUGUGUGCUGAGAGCUGAAUUCCUGAUUAAUUCUUACCAAGAUCCUUUCAGUCAAGCUUUUAAAUGGAUCCUGUGGUUUUCAUAUUUUUUUCUGACACAAUUUCAGAAAUGCUGAAUCCUUUAUUUACAUGCAACACGCUGCAACAACACGUUAGCAUGUUUACAGCACUCCUCUUUAAUAAAUACUUACUCCUCCAGAGUAUCCAGCAUGCCAUUGUGUAAUGGUAGAUAGCUUAUGUGUGACAUAAUCACGGCAUUUUUGUUCCUUGUUUUGCCUGAGCAAACACAAUUUUAGAAGCACCUUUCUUUCAGAGUGCCAGUCACUUGAUAGUAUGCAGUCUCAAGUUGUGCCAGGGGAAGUAUAGGCUGGAUGUUAGGAGGAAGUUCUUCACAGAGAGAGUGAUUGGCAUUGGAAUGGGCUGCCCAGGGAGGUGGUGGAGGCACCAUCCCUGGAGGUGUUCAAGAGAAGGCUGGAUGAGGCACUUGGUGCCAUGGUGUAGCUGACUGGAUAGGGCUGGGUGCUAGGUUGGACUGGAUGAUCUUGGAGGUCUCUUCCAACCUGGUUGAUUCUAUGAUUCUGUAAGAAGAUGAACCACAUGUAUCCCAGGUUUAACAUGGUGAGCAAGCUCAAGUCAAAGGCUCUGCAUGUAUGUGUAACCUGGAAAAGAAAAGAGUGCAAGAAGUUGCCCUGCAUUUUGGUGGACACUGGCAAAAUGUAAUAAAGAGGACGGAGUUUUGAAUUA